GUUUUACAAGAUAGAUAAAAUAACGACAAUAUCUAAUGGAACGAUACUCGCAUGCAGAUAUUUAAUAUUUGUAUACAUAGCGACACCUAGCAGCAGAGCGUUUGUGGAAAAUACGUAUAGUAAACGGUGACAAUGGCGUCUUCGUUUAUAAGAUUUAUUGGAGUAUUAAUUAUCCUGCAAAAAAACACCAUAUCAGAAAUGACGGGUGUGUACAAAAUAUCUACGAAUGCAGAUUUAACUGAUGUGAAUGUUACCAUAAUCGCAUUCAAUAGCACAACGGCGGGUAACUACAGUUGUUCCAAAAACACUGGUACAACGACAAUCACCAAAUGUGUAAACAACUCAGUUUCAACAACUUCUUCACCUACAACAAGUAGGACAACUCCUAAACCUGGAGGUACCGACCAGAGUCCACUUCUGCAGUUGGACAAUCCAAGUGUCCUUGAAAACAACUCGGUAACCCUUACAUGCAUUUUACCCAGUAAACCCACGCAAGUGUCAUGGUGGCGUAACGGUAGUUCAUCUGGAAUGUGGACAUAGAUGGAU
Dreissena polymorpha is the source of this 546-nucleotide messenger RNA. RefSeq lists its product as uncharacterized. The transcript is spliced from 4 exons. Lineage: Eukaryota; Metazoa; Mollusca; Bivalvia; Myida; Dreissenidae. The coding region runs from base 133 to 540 and encodes 135 amino acids. The record is from RefSeq and is a predicted model, not a curated record.